Molecule: messenger RNA, 904 nt
Organism: Maniola jurtina (meadow brown)
Lineage: Eukaryota; Metazoa; Arthropoda; Insecta; Lepidoptera; Nymphalidae
Gene: hJHBP
Product: juvenile hormone-binding protein-like
Exons: 5
Coding region: 93-815 (240 amino acids)
Source: RefSeq, a predicted model, not a curated record
AUCUUCCCGUAUAUAUAAACUUGUCGUGAACGGGGAGUUAUCGUUUUAGUUUGGUCUUAGAUGUCUCAGAAGACUGUUUGAUUGGCUGCAAUAUGGUGUAUUUGAGUGCAGUUUUAUUACUUUUAUAUUCUACUUGUGUUCUUUCUGAUGAAGGUUUACUCACACCAUGCAAAGUUGACGAUACAGCAUGCCUGAGUAAAACAACGCAGCAAUUUCUAGAGAAGACAUCCCAAGGCAUACCAGAAUAUGACAUAAAAGCUAUUGACCCUCUGAUCAUUGACAACUUGGACAUCGAAAUUGGGGACGAUUUACAAACCGUAUUACACUACAAGAACCUAACCAUAACAGGAUUGAAGAAUCAGCAGUUCUCGGACAUGAAGAUGGACACAAAUGCAAAAUCAGUAGUGUUGCAAACAAGAGCAGAUUUGAAUAUAGUCGGAGAUGUUACAGUAGAACUAGGAAAAAUGCAGAAGUCAUUCUCAGGCACUUAUACGCUUAAAGGAACUGCAUUGGGGACGUCCAGUUAUGGCUAUAGUUUCAGAACCGACGACAAAGGAGUAGAACAUUAUGAAGUUGGGCCCGAAACAAUUUCAUGUCAAACGGUAAACGAGCCAGAAGUUACACUUGGACCAGAGCUCAGGCAAGCAAUAGAUCAAGAUGAGAUCCUGAAGGAAAAGAAAGAAAAAUUCAAGCGAAAAGAACUACAGAAAUUAGUUUUCUGCAAGAUGGUAGAGAAAGCCUACGUGACUGUUGUCCAUAAUAUUAGAGCAGCUGCAAAAAUUUUGCCAAAAAGUGCAUUCUUGGAAGGAGUUUAAUAGAGUUUUUGCGUUUACCUAAAACAAACUUUAAAAAUAAUUUAUAUUAAUUGAAGCCCAAUUAAAUAACACUAAGUAGGUACAGCUGA